AUGAUUCCUACAGUUGUUAGUGGGUUAAUUUUGAUGAAGAAGAGGAAGAUGAUGGAGGUAUUUCCUCCAUUUGUAAGGAAGUUAUGGAAGGAAUGGGAGCUGCGAGCAAUGGCGAUCGUCAGCCUCCUGGUUCAAAUAGUCCUCAUCGUCUUGGGGAAGCGUAGAAGACACAUCCCUGAUAGAUGGAUUAGAGCCGUUGUUUGGUCUGCUUACUUGCUGGCUGACUCCGUAGCAACUAUUGCCCUUGGCAUACUAUCAAAUGAUCUAGGUGAUAUAUAUAAUGAUGGUGGUAAACUUGAAAGAGAUAAUGAACUUACUGCCUUAUGGGCACCCUUUUUCCUGCUGCAUUUGGGUGGCCCUGAUACAAUCACUGCCUACUCCUUAGAAGACAAUGAGUUAUAUUUAAGGCACCUUUUCGGACUACUCGUCCAGACAAUAGUUACAUUCUACAUUGUCUUAUUGGCUUGGACUGGUUCCCGUCUAUCAUAUCUGGAUAUUCCAAUGAUUGUGGUUGGAUCCAUCAAGUAUGGAGAGAGGACAUGGGCCCUUUGGAAAGCUAGCAGUGAUGAACUUCAAGAUUCAAUGCUCUCUUCUCCAGACCAUGGUCCUAAUUAUGCGGAGUUGAUGGAUGAAUACAGCUUGAGACACGCUGAGGGGUUUUUUGUAGAGAUAGAAGAGGUGAAAGAAGUUCAGGAUGAAUCACCUACACCUGCAACUGCAGAUGACUCUCAAGGAAACAUAAUUAACGCAUAUACAAUGUUUCAGACCUUCAAGCGUCUCUUUGCAGAUCUCAUUUUGAGCUAUCAAGAACUGGAAAAAAGCCAAUCUUUAUUCAAGAAUAUGUCUCAUGAAGUUGCAUUUGAUGUGAUAGCAAUUGAACUAGGAUUCGUGUAUGAUCUGCUGUACACCAAGGCAACAGUAAUUUACACUGCUUGGGGUAUUGUUCGCCGCAUUGUCACUUUCUCUCUCACCUGUAUUGUGCUGGUAAUUUUCUCUUUUGAUGACAUGCGGAAGUAUAAAAUGGUUGACAUUGUUAUAACUUUCCUGUUACUUGGAGGAGCUAUUUUGCUAGAGAUUUAUGCAGCAUUUGUACUGGUUUCCUCAGACCAGACUAAGCGUUGGCUGAUUAAGCACAAGCAAACUAGAAUUUCACAAGCCAUCAGUCGUAUAGAACUGGUUAAUCUACCUAGAUGGUCUGGACGUAUGGCGCAGUACAAUCUACUAAGCCUCUGCCUCAAUGAAAAACCUGGCCUUAGACUAUUGGAAAAGCACCGUUAUAAAUCUGAAGAAACAUUGGAAGUAGAUUUAAGAGAGCUGAUUUUUAAACAUGUAAAAGGGAAAUUUGAUCUAAUGGAAACAAAGGGAGACAAAGAGAUCUACACAGAAAAAAAGAUAAAUGAUUUAGUUGCUACACAGCGCAUCUCAAGAUACAUGCUGUAUCUCCUUGCUGUCUAUCCUACCAUGUUACCGAUAGGAAUUGGGCUUAUCGGGCUCCGAAACACCCGUGCUGAAGCCGAGAAGUUUUUUGAAGAGCGAUUGUCCACUUCUGUUGCGAGGGAAAACUUAAUAAACGUAGCUUGUGAGAUGUUGCUUCAAGUGAUCACUUCUGAUGCAGGGAACAACUUGAGUGAGAUGUUGCUCCACGAGAAAACUCAUGUCGAUCCCAUCAAAGUGAAAGGGGAUAGAAGCAAAUCCGUUUUGUUUAAUGGGUGCAGACUGGCAUCAGAAUUGAAUAAAAUAACUGAUAGGAAGGUUAAAUGGGAGGUGAUAAGAGAUGUGUGGCUGGAGAUGCUAACAUUUGCCGCAAAUAAGUGUAGAGGGAGGCAGCAUGCUUAUCAGUUGAGACGAGGUGGAGAGCUCCUAACUCAUGUUUGGCUUCUUAUGGCACAUUUUGGCAUGAAUGAGGAGUUCGAGACACAUGAACGCGAAUUUGUACUUACUGCAAUAUAG
Durio zibethinus is the source of this 1950-nucleotide messenger RNA. NCBI's taxonomy places the organism in Eukaryota, Viridiplantae, Streptophyta, Magnoliopsida, Malvales, Malvaceae. The record is from RefSeq and is a predicted model, not a curated record.